Striga asiatica is the source of this 1533-nucleotide messenger RNA. The record is from the annotation of a GenBank genome assembly. NCBI's taxonomy places the organism in Eukaryota, Viridiplantae, Streptophyta, Magnoliopsida, Lamiales, Orobanchaceae.
AUGUCGAAGUCGUCGGCCACGGCGGCUGCCGCCACCGUCAUACGGCCGCAGGAUUACGCCAACAGUCCCUUCCACUACACUGUGGCAACCGGCGACCACUCGUCGCUCACCAAACUGAUCUCCUCCCUCCCCAAACUGCCCGACCCGGAAAAAAUCCGAACCGAAUCCGACUCCGUUGCCCAAGAGCAAGUGGUGGAGCAGAUUUCCGCCGCGAUCGACCGUCGCGACAAUCGCCUCCGGGAGACCCCGCUCCACCUCGCCGUCCGCCUCGACGACGCCGCCGCGGCCCGCCUGCUCGCCUCCGCCGGCGCCGACAUCUCCCUCCAGAACGCCGCCGGGUGGAAUCCCCUCCAGGAGGCGCUCCUCCGCCGCCGCCCGUCGGUUAUCUCUGUGCUCGUCCGGCACCACCACCUGGCCGCGUGGUCCAAGUGGCGCCGUCGCCUCCCCCGCCUCGUCUCCGCCCUCCGCCGCAUGCGCGAUUUCUACAUGGAGAUCUCCUUCCACUUCGAGAGCUCGAUCGUGCCGUUCGUCGGCCGGAUCGCCCCCUCCGACACCUACCGGAUCUGGAAGCGCGGCGGCUGCCUCCGCGCCGACACCACCCUCUCCGGCUACGACGGCCUGAAGAUCCAGCGCGCCAACCAGAGCUUCCUCUUCCUCAACGGCGCCGCAGAAGACGGCGGCGGCCCCGACGGCGCGCUCCUCAUCCUCAACCACGACAAGCGCGAGAUCCUUGACGCAUUCGAGAACGCCGGGAUCCCCCUCCCCGACGCCGACGUCGCCAAUUUCUGCAACCAGACCGCCGUCUACCGACCGGGAAUCGACGUCACGCGGGCCGAAUUGGUCCCUCGCACCAACUGGCGGCGGCAGGAGAAGACGGAGAGCGUCGGUGAUUGGAAAGCUAGGGUUUACGAAAUUCACAACGUCCUCUUCACCUUCCGCUCGCGCAAGGUCGCCGUCCCCGAGAACAGGGACGAUCCAUACUCCCAGAACUGCAUCCUUCCGCUGGAGAUCGACGAGGAAUCCGAAGACGGUUUCAUCGUCGCCGAGAAUCCUCGAUUCAGCGUCUCCAGUGGCGACCAGCAGCGGCGGCACAGCAGCUUCGUCAGGGAGGAGACGGAAUUCGUCACGGUUUCCCGGAAGAGCGUGGACAUAUUCCCCGCCGGCGGCUCCAGAAGGAGAGCGCCGCCGUGCAGGGCGGACAGACUGGUGGCGCCGCCGCAGACCAAGGAGAAGGAGCACGCGAAAAAUCUGAGGCCGACUGUUUGGCUAACGGAACAGUUUCCGUUGAAAACGGAGGAGCUCCUACCGUUACUCGAUAUUUUGGCUAACAAGAUAAAAGCCGUUAGGCGUAUGCGUGAGGUGCUAACGACGACGUUUCCAACCGGCACCUUUCCGGUAAAGGUAACGGUCAAAGUCCACUGUGGAUCCCUUUUUGACCUUUCAAAGCUUUACUUAGUUGUACCUUUCUCUUUUCCUUCGGUACAACCUUUUUUCAGGAGCAGCGUCCUUUGCUACAACAGCUUUAGCUUUUAA